AUGUCAGGCGAGCCCUCGUGUUCAGCGACAACAGAAGUGCCAAAUGCGAACCCGGGACCCGACACCAGCCUCCCGCCCGCCGUCAUCGUCCUUGGCAUGGCUGGUUCCGGCAAGACGUCGUUCGUCCAGCGGCUGACUGCUCAUCUACACGCCAAGAAAACUCCGCCCUACAUCGUAAACCUGGACCCGGCCGUCCACAAACUCCCCUACCCGGUCAACAUCGAUAUCCGGGACACCGUCAAGUACAAGGACGUGAUGAAGGAGUACGGACUGGGCCCCAACGGUGCAAUUAUGACCUCGCUGAACUUGAUGUGCACCAGAUUCGACAAGGUGCUGGAUCUAAUCAAGCAGCGCAGCUCGACGUAUUCGAUGUGCCUUCUCGACACGCCGGGACAGAUUGAAGCUUUUACCUGGUCCGCGUCCGGCUCGAUUAUCACGGAUUCGUUGGCAAGUCAGCAACCAACGGUGGUCGUGUAUGUUGUCGACUCGGCCAGAGUCGCGAACCCGACGAACUUCAUGUCAAAUAUGCUCUACGCGUGCUCGAUUCUGUACCGGAAUAAACUGCCGUUCGUGAUCGUGUUCAACAAGUCGGACAUCGUGAAGCCGACGUUUGCGAUGAGAUGGAUGAAAGAUUUUGAAGAAUUCGGCGCGGCUUUGGAUGAGGGCAAGUCGAGCUAUAUGUCCGACUUGAGCCGUUCUCUCUCCCUGGUGCUCGACGAUUUUUAUGCGAAUCUGCGGACUGUUGCGACAAGUUCAUAUACCGGUGAAGGGAUGGAUGACGUGUGCCAGGCCAUUGAGGCAUCUGUCGAGGAAUAUAAGAAGGAAUACAUCCCGAUUUACGAGAAGACGAUGGCGAAUAAGAAGGAGGCUCUAGAGCAGGAGAGGGCGCGGCAGCUGGAGGAAAUGCGCAAGGAGACUGCAGUAUUGGCGGGCAGCAAUGAGGAGACAAUGAUAACCGCGCCCUUUGAGAAGAUUCAUAUUGGUGAGGAACCUGUU
Messenger RNA from Mesorhabditis spiculigera, 996 nucleotides. The record is from the annotation of a GenBank genome assembly. Lineage: Eukaryota; Metazoa; Nematoda; Chromadorea; Rhabditida; Rhabditidae.